Messenger RNA from Suillus discolor, 1136 nucleotides. Its product is annotated as Metallo-dependent phosphatase-like protein. The coding region runs from base 152 to 946 and encodes 264 amino acids. The transcript is spliced from 6 exons. The record is from RefSeq and is a predicted model, not a curated record. Lineage: Eukaryota; Fungi; Basidiomycota; Agaricomycetes; Boletales; Suillaceae. Gene Ontology annotation, molecular function: hydrolase activity.
CUUGCAUUCUUCGCUCUUGAACUUAGCUUGAUCGAUUGACUUGCAUUUGGGCAACAUACGAUUUUCAAAGUCAUACAUUCCAGGCAUUCUGUUUCCAUUGCUCCCUCAGGAAAGAUCGAUCAUAUAAACCGCCGUGUCCACCGUGAUCCCAAUGACUGAACCCGUGCGUAUUUACAGGCAGGGGGCUGACACCAUCCCUCCUCAUCCAGGCAGCGAUUGGACUCGCUUUGUCUGCAUCUCAGAUACCCAUUCUCACACCUUUCACAUACCCACCGGCGACGUUCUGCUGCAUGCUGGUGACUUGAGUAGCUGGGGUAGCCUUUCGCAAUUAACUGUCACAGUCGAAUGGUUGAAAUCAUUGGAUCACCCCGUGAAGAUGCGCAUUACGCUAAUUUGCAAUGGGCUAAGCAUGGUCGCAGGCAAUCAUGACCUUUGUCUUGACGAGAUGUGGGCUCAGCCAAUAUAUGGCCUCCUGCCAGAAGAGGUCCAGCAAGCACGGACCUAUGUACGGAGUCAAACAGCAGCAGGUCUGCACUACAUUGAGCAUGAACCCUUUCGAUUCAUGUUAUCUUCGGGGCGCCAAUGGAAGGUCUAUGGAUCACCGGCUGCUCCAUUAUACGCUCAAGGAUCAUUCCAGUACGAGACUCCAGAUGAAGCACGAGUGAUUUAUAACCGUGUACCCAACGAUACAGAUAUCCUGAUCACACAUACACCUCCUUUCAUGACUUUGGACAGAACAAGGAAGGGCAAGCACGCUGGAUGCCAUGUCCUGUCGAACAAAUUAGCGGAACUGCGGAACUGCCGGCUGCAUGUCUUUGGCCACAUCCAUGAAUGUGCUGGAGCGCAAAUCAACACGCAUGACCCAUUCAGACUGGUCGACAGGGUGUCCGUGAAUGCGGCCAUGGCUGUGACGAAGAAGGCGAUCGUCGUGGACCUACUGAAUUGAUGAAACACCCUGGACUACAGAUAUCAUGUACACUUAGUAUAAACAAGCGGUGACCUUUGGUCAUUGCUUUAUUACAAAGUCAAACUUUUGUACACUAUAUUUGCACCAAUUUCUCUUCGUUUCCUCUUGAAACUCGACGGCUUUUGACACGGGACAUAUGCAAAAUGAUCUGUUCUGAAAUCGAGAACUG